AUGUCGCGAUACGAUGACGUCACGUCGCGAUACGACGACGUCACGUUGCGAUCCCCCCCGCAGGGCGACGUGGAGGAGGACGAGGCGGUGCCGGACAGCGAGCAGGACAUCAAGCCGCGGUUCCACAAGUCGCGCACGGUGACGUUGGCGCACGAGGAGCAGCGGGGAGGGGACGGCGACGGGGACGGCGACGACGAGGACGACGACGAGACCCUCUCGGACUGGAACCUGCGUAAGUGCUCGGCCGCCGCCCUGGACGUCCUGGCCAACGUGUUCCGCGAGGAGCUGCUGCCCCACCUGCUGCCUCUGCUCAAGGAGCUGCUCUUCCACCUCGAGUGGGUGGUCAAGGAGUCGGGGAUCCUGGUCCUGGGGGCCAUCGCCGAAGGCUGCAUGCAGGGCAUGGUGCCCUACCUGCCCGAGCUGGUGCCGCACCUGAUCCGGUGCCUGGCGGACAGGAAGGCCCUGGUCCUGGUUGUAGGGGAUCCUGGCUGCAUGCAGGGCAUGGUGCCCUACCUGCCCGAGCUGGUGCCGCACCUGAUCCGGUGCCUGGCGGACAGGAAG
Neopelma chrysocephalum (saffron-crested tyrant-manakin) is the source of this 561-nucleotide messenger RNA. Its product is annotated as transportin-2-like. The transcript has 4 exons. The annotation marks the transcript as partial. Gene Ontology annotation, cellular component: nucleus; cytoplasm. Gene Ontology annotation, biological process: protein import into nucleus. The record is from RefSeq and is a predicted model, not a curated record. Lineage: Eukaryota; Metazoa; Chordata; Aves; Passeriformes; Pipridae. Gene Ontology annotation, molecular function: nuclear import signal receptor activity.